Messenger RNA from Jatropha curcas, 2198 nucleotides. RefSeq names its product Pseudouridine synthase family protein. Gene Ontology annotation, molecular function: pseudouridine synthase activity; RNA binding. Lineage: Eukaryota; Viridiplantae; Streptophyta; Magnoliopsida; Malpighiales; Euphorbiaceae. Gene Ontology annotation, biological process: enzyme-directed rRNA pseudouridine synthesis. The record is from RefSeq and is a predicted model, not a curated record.
CCAAAAUUUACCAACCGGAGCCCUGAACUCCAUUUCCGGUUGGUCCAAAACUUUGACCGGUGACUGGAUAUAGUCACAAACUUCCGGGUCGUAAAACCCUCCUAGUCCCCUGUAAGCGCUCCGUCUCUUCUAAACUCAAAACCAAGAAAACCCAAAAAUUUAACUCUGAUGCCGGAAACUGCCUUCCUCUGCCGUGUUCUCCGCUUCCCUUCGGCACUGACAAUCUCCAAUCGGUACUCUGUCUCAGCUGCCGGCAUACUUCGGUGUCACUACCUUAGUAAUCACACCCAAACCUCACUAAAAGACCAAAACUAUAAAAUUGAUGACAAAAAGAAAGGCAAAUGGUUCACUUUACCUCCUUACACUUCGACAAUCAGCGGAUCCGCCUUGGGAAAAGCGUUAUCUGUCAGCAUUUCGGAGAAACUGGCCAAUGAAACAACGGCGCUCAAGUGGGUUCUUCGAUGCUGUCCGGAACUCCCUAGAAGCCUCGUACAGAAACUAUUUCGGUUGAGACAGGUUCGAAGGGAGUCUUCUAAUCUGCGUGAUCAAGCAGAGGAACAGAAAGUUAAAAGGGUGGCAGCUAAGGACUUGAUGAGCAUAGGGGAUAGAAUAUUUCUUCCUAUUACUGUCCAAGCAUUGCCUUCUGAGAAACAACAGAACGUUUAUAAUCAAGAAGCAGUUAACUUUAUUCGUAGCCUUGAGUUGUAUAAGGAUGAUAUCAUCAUAGUUGUCAACAAACCUCCUGGAAUUCCUGUUCAGGGUGGCAUUGGCAUCAAAAGAAGUUUAGAUGAACUGGCUGCAAGUUGUUUAUCUUAUGACUACUCAGAACCGCCUAGGCUGGUUCAUAGACUUGAUAGAGAUAGUAGUGGCAUCCUGGUGAUGGGAAGGACACAAACAAGUACAACAGUUCUGCAUUCUGUCUUCCGGGAGAAAACAUUUGCAGCAUCAAAUGAUGAUAUUGGUGACAGAAGAAGAAUCCUGCAAAGAAAGUAUUGGGCACUUGUUAUUGGAUCGCCAAGAUGCCAAAAGGGUUUGAUUUCUGCACCACUGGGAAAGGUGUUGGUGGACAAUGGAAAAUCUGAUCGAAUAACAGUGAUUGAGAACGUACAUAACACAUCUUCUCAGCAUGCUGUAACACAUUAUAGAGUACUUGAAUCUUUUCAAGACUACACAUGGUUGGAGCUGUCACCUCUCACUGGGAGAAAGCAUCAGUUGCGUGUACACUGUGCUGAAGUAUUGGGUACUCCUAUAGUAGGAGACUAUAAAUAUGGGUGGCAAGCUCAUAGGAAGUGGAAACAUUUGCAUUGGUCUGAUCUUGAAAAAACCUUGCAUGAUAAAGUGCCCUGCGAAAAAAUGCUUCCUUUGGGAAUUGAUUUUGAAAGUGGAAGCAUAUCCGAAAAGCAACCCCGGCUUCAUCUUCAUUGCAAGCAAAUGGUUUUACCCAACGUGUCUCAAGCUUUGCAAGAUGCAAAAAUAUCGCCAGAUUAUAAUUUUUCUGAUAUGGAAACCAUUGAGUUGGAUGCUCCCUUGCCUUCCUACAUGCAAAGAAGCUGGGAUAUUUUGAGUUCCUUGGCAAACUAGUAUCUUUCAGGCUUUGGAUUUGUAACUUCCGUGAAUACUAAAUUUUGAUGAAGGAGAGAGAUAAAGGGCUAAAAGGUGACAUAGUGCUCUAACAAUUAUUAUUAUCUUUGCAAGUUUUACUAAUGGUUGAACAUUUUGAUUAAUGUUUCUCUAACAGCGAUAGGCAAUUUUCUGUCUCACUUCCCCUGUUUCUGCUUUCUGCUGAAAGCAGAUUUUGAAGGGAUAUGGAACAAGUGGAUAAGAGUAUUAAACAAGAGCUGUAAUGCCUGAAACAGUUUGGAUUUGGAGCGUAUGAAGCCAUUGCGACAGCCAGGUACUGCAUUCAUAUUCAGAAAAGAGAGUCGGAUCUGGUUUCUCUGAUAGAUUCAAAAGUUACAACACAUUUCACAUUUGGCUUAUGCAGUCAUUGCCAAGUGAGAUAAAUAUAUUAAUAGAGUUGCUUGCUCACAGUUUAAGCAAGAGCAGCUUCUGGGUUGGGUUUUGAUGGACGUUGCCUGCUAUGGAGUACUGUCUGUGUUAAUCUGAUCAUCCUUGUACAAAAUUAUUAUUUGUUGCAAGUUACGAGGAGGGAUUCCAAUUUUAAUCUACGUGUCUUAUAUGCAUUUACAGUAAGACUA